CGUCCGGAGUUUCCAAAUCCCAAACUGAUCUUGAACAAAGGCCGAGGAAAACUCGCAGGAGUGGUGGAACUACUGACAGUAGUACUGUUGUACCAUCGCCACACAUAUCCAUUUCUGACAGGCAGAAGGCAUAGUCUCUAUUCGACUGCUAAAAUAAUAAAGUUGCAGUAUAAACGAGAGCCUGUAAAGAUGAUGGACGCACUGGCAGUUGUGAAACAACUGAGAGAUUUGGCCUCAGAGCCACAAAAUAGGGAAGCUAUAGUCCGGGAUCAGGGAUGCCUUCCUGGACUAGUCUUAUUUUUAGACCAUCAAGAUGCACAAGUGCUGUUCUCUACAUUGCAGACUCUUCGUUACCUAGCAGAAUGUCCUUCAAAUGUAGACACAAUGAAGAAUGAACUUGGUAUGAUAGUGAGCUUGAGGAACUUAAUGGAAAGGGAAGGCCCCAACAAUGAUAUUCCUUUUUUAGCAAAGGAAGUUUAUGAGGUUUUGACCAGUCCUAUUAACACUGAACCUAGAACUCCAGAUGGACCCAAAAGGAAAGCGAAACCACAAUUCUUCAUUAAUAGUUCAAACAAGAAGGCCAAAUCAGUCACCCUUCAUAUCCAAGGACUGGACAGUAUGGAUCACAGAGGCCUUUGUGAAGAAGCUUUACUGAGGGUCAAAGGAGUGAUCAGCUUUACAUUUCAAAUGGCCCUCAAGAGAUGCACUGUGCGGAUUCGGUCUGAUCUGCCUACUGAAUCUUUGGCAUCAGCUAUUGCAGCAACUAAAGUGCUUACAGCGCAGCAGAUUGUGAAAAAUGAAACUGGAGAAGAGGUUUUAAUUCCCCUCAGAGCUACAAAUGCCACAGUGCAAGAGAACUCCUCUUUGCCAGAUUACCUGCCUGAAGAUGAGAGUCCAGAGAAAGAAGCAGACAAGGCCAUUUCACGAACUGGAGCAAAGGAGGAUUCAAAUGGAAGCUGGCUAAAUGCUGCUGCAAGUUUCCUAACCAAAACAUUUUACUGGUGAUGUCAGAGACAUUAAUAUUUUUUGUUUUUCUUUAGUUUUAAAUUGUAUCUCUUUUGUCUUACAGAUUUCAGUAUCCAACUGUGAUGGAUAUUUAUGUGUGUACAGUUGUCUUGAAAUGUAAAUCGCUUUUAACUGUUUUUACAUGUAAAUAUUUUCAAUACUGAGAUGUUUGGAACAAGUCAAGAGUAGGUUUUUUAAGAUUUAGGCUUUGCACUACGUUGUUUUAUAGUCAGUUUAAUGGAUUGGAAUUGCUGGACACUAUGAUAGUGCAGUUUGUAUACAGUACCAAUUCAUUUAAAAGCCCACAGAGAAUGAAAGCUGCCUUCCUCCUUACAUAUAUCACUAUGUUGUGAACGAUACAAUUAUAAGGGAAGUAGUAAUGAUGCAAUAUAAAAAAACUAAAAUCAUUCCACAAGAACAACUGGCACCAUGUGACGAAUACAGGAUAAGAGGAACUAAUUUCUCCUUAUAUUUGAUGGUAUGCCUAUGAAAAGAACAGCCUUUGAAUUGAAUCUGGACACUCAAAAUGUACAUUAGCUGUUAAUAUUUCACUUUUGCAAAACCUGUUUAAAGAAUGCCUUCAGUCUACUUAGAAGUUGUGUAACUGCACAAUAAAAUGUUUGUUAAAAACUGA
Molecule: messenger RNA, 1639 nt
Organism: Lepisosteus oculatus (spotted gar)
Lineage: Eukaryota; Metazoa; Chordata; Actinopteri; Semionotiformes; Lepisosteidae
Gene: armc1l
Product: armadillo repeat containing 1, like
Molecular function (GO): metal ion binding; protein binding
Source: RefSeq, a predicted model, not a curated record